AUGACGAAGUAUAUUUGCUGCUGCUGCAGUGCACCGGCAGUUCUAAACCACCUAAUACACACAUUAGCGGCUCGCAUGCAGCAGCAGCAGCAGCAGCAGGAGAGACCGUUGCUGCAGCCGCAGCAACAGCAGCAGCAACAGCAACACUUUGCCCCAACGAGGCCACCCACACUUCCAUCUCGUCUAAUAUGGCAGCAGCACCAGCUGCUGCUGCUGCGGACUUAG
Eimeria tenella is the source of this 225-nucleotide messenger RNA. RefSeq lists its product as uncharacterized. NCBI's taxonomy places the organism in Eukaryota, Apicomplexa, Conoidasida, Eucoccidiorida, Eimeriidae. The record is from RefSeq and is a predicted model, not a curated record. The transcript has a single exon. The coding region runs from base 1 to 225 and encodes 74 amino acids.